Arabidopsis arenosa is the source of this 2852-nucleotide messenger RNA. NCBI's taxonomy places the organism in Eukaryota, Viridiplantae, Streptophyta, Magnoliopsida, Brassicales, Brassicaceae. The record is from the annotation of a GenBank genome assembly.
AAUAAUACUUCACAUCACUGUCCUCUCUCUCUGCAGCUCUGGAAACUUUUGAAACCUAAUUGCAAACAAAAAAGAAGAUGAAUCCAUCACAACAACACUUACCAAAGCUAUGUCCUAAGCGUCUAUUCUUCUUCUUCACUCCAGUCUUAUUCUUCUCUCUCUAUUACAUCUUCACCACUGUCAAAACCAUCACCAUCUCUUCCCAAGAUCCUCACCAUCCUCCACAGCUUCAGGUACCUUCCAUUUCCCAUUACGCCUCCCUUCCAGAAACUUCAAAAAACCAAUCACCAUCACCACUUCUACUACCACCAACACCACCAUCAUCAUCCUUAUCAUCAUCAUCUUACUUUCCACUCUGUCCCAAGAACUUCACCAACUAUUUGCCUUGCCAUGACCCGUCAACGGCACGACAGUACAGCAUUGAGAGGCACUAUCGGAGAGAGAGGCACUGUCCUGACUUAGCUCAAGAGAAGUUCAGGUGUUUGGUCCCAAAGCCCACUGGCUACAAAACGCCUUUUCCAUGGCCUGAGAGUAGAAAAUAUGCUUGGUUCAAGAACGUACCAUUCAAGAGGCUAGCUGAGUUGAAAAAGACUCAAAAUUGGGUUAGGCUUGAAGGAGACCGUUUUGUUUUCCCAGGAGGUGGGACUUCCUUUCCCAGUGGUGUGAAGGACUAUGUUGAUGUGAUUCUGAGUAAUUUGCCUUUGGCUUCUGGGAGUAUCAGGACUGUUCUCGAUAUUGGAUGUGGAGUAGCGAGUUUUGGAGCCUUUUUGCUGAACUAUAACAUUUUGACAAUGUCCAUUGCACCGAGGGAUAUACACGAGGCUCAAGUUCAGUUUGCAUUAGAACGUGGACUCCCUGCUAUGCUCGGUGUUCUAAGCACUUAUAAGCUGCCUUACCCUUCGAGGUCUUUCGACAUGGUCCACUGUUCUAGAUGCCUUGUCAAUUGGACUGCCUAUGAUGGGCUUUACUUGAUGGAGGUGGAUCGUGUUCUACGUCCUGAGGGAUACUGGGUGUUGUCUGGACCACCAGUAGCAUCAAGGGUUAAAUCCAAGAACCAGAAGAGAGAUUCCAAGGAGUUGCAGAACCAGAUGGAGCAACUAAAUGAUGUUUUUAGAAGACUUUGUUGGGAGAAGAUUGCUGAAAAUUACCCAGUUGUCAUCUGGAGAAAGCCUUCUAAUCAUUUGCAGUGUAGACAAAGACUACAAGCUCUUAAGUUUCCUGGAUUCUGCUCUUCUAGUGACCCUGACGCUGCGUGGUACAAAGAGAUGGAGCCGUGCAUCACUCCUCUUCCAGAUGUCAACGACACACACAAGACCGUUCUCAGAAACUGGCCUGAGAGACUAAAUCACGCGCCUCGGCGAAUCAAAACCGGGUCUAUACUGGGAAAAACUAUUGCCAGCUUCAAAGCUGACACAAACCUGUGGCAAAGAAGAGUUUUGUACUAUGACACCAAGUUAAAGUUUCUCAGCAAUGGAAAAUAUAGAAACAUCAUUGAUAUGAACGCUGGAUUAGGUGGUUUUGCUGCAGCCUUGAACAAGUACCCAAUGUGGGUUAUGAAUGUGGUUCUGUUUGAUCUUAAACCGAACACACUCGGUGUUGUGUAUGAUCGCGGUCUCAUUGGAACUUACAUGAACUGGUGUGAAGCUUUCUCUACAUACCCUCGAACCUAUGAUCUGAUACAUGCUAAUGGUGUGUUCAGUUUGUACUUGGACAAAUGUGACAUUGUUGAUAUACUCUUGGAGAUGCAGAGGAUUCUUAGACCAGAAGGCGCAGUUAUAAUACGAGACCGUUUAGAUAUUCUUAUCAAAGUGAAGGCUAAAACCAAUCAAAUGAGAUGGAAUGGGACAAUGUAUCCAGAAGACAAUUACAGUGGUUUUGAUCAUGGAACGAUACUAGUUCAUCAAAAUAGAGUUAUGGUUGGAGUUGGAGAUGCCCUAAGGGAUCUUGUCUCGAAAAUCCCGCCGUCUGAGAUUCAACGCCUCAGGGGCAAAGGGGAAACGAUGGCUCUAGAUGACGAAGACGGAUUUGAGUUCAGAGUAGAUGAGAAUGAGACUAGGACUGAACCUAGUGAUAGAUAUAUUGGCAUCCAGUGUGACAUUAACGAGGAGAAGAGAUCAACUCUCAUCGACUUUAUUGUUUCACUUCAUGUGGAGCUUGAGUUAGACCCUGAGAUUCUUUAUCUCACCGUCAGACUAAUCGAUUACUCCUUGCUUAGACAUCCUCUGCCUGCAAGUGAUCUACAUAAUCUCGGUCUUGGUGCUUUACUCACUGCGUGGAGAUACCUUGACGAAGAUACUGUUGAUGUCGAUUAUCUGAUGUCCGUCACAAACAGUUUCUCCAGCAAAAACAUCUGCAGCAAAAAGAAGAUUCUAAAGAUGGAGAAAACCAGUUUGCAAGAGUUGGAAAAUGGUGUGGGAGACAAAACACAAUAUGAGUAUCUUCUCAAGUUCAUCGAAGCUUCAAGAUCCGACCCAGAAGUGGAGGACAUGGUUCACUAUCUAUCUGAGUUGGGUAUGGUGCAUCUUGACACUGCAAGGUUCCAUCCUUCUUUGUGGGCUGCAGCAACAAUCUACACUGUGAGAUGCUGCUUGGACAAGAGCCCUCCUUGGACUGAUGCUCUAGAAUCCCUCACCAAGUACUCUGAAAAUCAGCUCAUGGAUUGCUCAAAGCUUCUAUUUUCCAAACACUCGGAAGCUUCUCGUGGGAGCAAUCUUCGCGCUGUGUUCAACAAGUAUUCGAGACCCUAAAGAAGUGAUGCUACUCUAGUUUGAAGAAGUCAGCGCAAACUCUGCAUUAUAGAUUUCUCUUUAGCUAUUGGAUCUUGCUAUUAUCCCAUUAUCUAGUACUCUAAC